Molecule: messenger RNA, 2834 nt
Organism: Lates calcarifer (barramundi perch)
Lineage: Eukaryota; Metazoa; Chordata; Actinopteri; Centropomidae
Gene: smim13
Product: small integral membrane protein 13
Exons: 2
Coding region: 443-709 (88 amino acids)
Source: RefSeq, a predicted model, not a curated record
CGCAGCCGCAGUUCGACUCUGUUACAGAACGCUGAUUUUGUUGUUUUAACCCAGUUACUGUACCGCUCUGUCUCGUCCGUGAUAGUCAACAAAUACAUGUUGCAGUGAUGUAGGUCACAGAAGAAGGACUUUACCCUGCUGUUACCGGCUAACUUUGGCUAAUGUUACAGUCCACACCGGACUUCAGGACCAUUUAUGAAACUACUGCGGCUUCAUCAACUCGCUAGCUAGCUAGCUAGCUAGCCGCACGCUAGCAAACGCGCUAGUGUGAGUUUGGGGUGCUGCUGUUUGUUUGUCACUCUCUCUCGUCUCGGCUAGCUAUCUAACUCGGCUGCCGGGCGGAAUAAGCUGUUAUUUUGUGAGUGUGUGUGGUGUCGGAGCAGAAAAAUACACCGCCACCCCUGUCUUUGAUGCUGUCGUUGGUGUCAGGAGUCGAGCUAAGAUGUGGCAAAGUGUCGGGCUCACGCUGCUGGUCAUUGUGGCCACACUUGUCUGUGCGCUGCUCUUCAUGCUGUUUGGUUGGUAUGUAGUCUGGCAGCUCUUCCUGUCCAAAUUCAAGUUCCUGCGUGAACUUGUCGGGGACGCUGGCACCCCUCAGGCUGAAACUCAACCGUCCGAAACAAAGAACGAACGCGCGAGUAACGCCCCGACUCGAAAUCGGCCCAGGACUGCACGCCAAAGAGUUGCCUCUCCAGAAAGCACUUCGUAGAUCAUCCACACAGCCACUGUGUAUCCUGUCUCACCGUGACUUCUCGUCAGCCCUCUAUACACAUCGUGAGUGAUCAUCAGAGAUUAUUUCCCACUGACCCCACGCUCUACACUACACAAGGACCUUGUGGACACUCAGUAGUCAGCCCUCCUCCUCACUCCAGGACACUUUAAAUUGACCAGGAAGAUCUCCUGGUCUCAAAGGGAAAAGCCAUUAAAGUACAUUGUUGUCCAUCUCUUUAUGUCCUCUGUUGAUGUGUUUAAUUAUGUACAGUCAUGUGUACUGAGCAGUGAGACUCCGGUUAUCCUGCAAUAGUGACGGCCAGCUUUCACGAGCGGCCAAGCUGCUUCCUGCCACCUCUGUGGAGCAUAAAGACGCCCCAACACAACAAAGAGACGUUAAUUCUCUCAUGUACAGUGCUUAACAAAUUUGUUAGACCACCACCCAAUGUAAGAUUUAUUGCCACAGCUGCCCUAAAUUAACAGUAUUGGUAAUUACCAAAAUAAUUUUUUAUGUUUCUGUAAUGGUUAAUAUACCAGUAUGUAGAAGCUCUUUAACCGAAAUAAUGUUUUUAAUGCUAAAAUAUAAUAAUUAUUGUUAUCCAUGAAGUUUCAAAUUUACAGUUUUAUAAAAAAAAAAACAGAAAAAAUAGUAAAGCACAUUAUUAUUUCUUGAUCAAGAUAUCAAAUACUUGCAUUCCUUAACAGAAAAAUUACUUUUAGUGGUUGAAUGUUACGUUUGAUUAAUUUCUGAUUUCUCAGAGAAGCCCAGUGAGCCGGCCUUGGCAGUCAAUUUGCUGAGACUGGUACUUACAAAAUGCGCCAAGGAAGAGGCAGGAAACGAAAGUUAACCAAAGCAGAUGUCAGACACCUCAAGAUUUUAAGUACUUAGAGACAGAAGGAUGCUGAUCUUCAGGCAGAGACGAACGCUUCUAGGUCAGAGUCUGAGAAAGUGUCCAGAAUGACCAUAAAGCAUACGACUGAUGGAACAAGGCUUAAAGGGAAGAAAAGCUGGCAACUCUUCAGUCAGCAUCGUCGUGCUUAUGUCUGCAGAAAAGCUGGAGAACGUUUUGAUGCCAGAUGUACUGCACCCACAGUGAAACAUCGUGGAGAUUCCAUUAUGGUAUGGGGUUCCAUUUGUGGAAACGGCGUGGGCAAAUUAGUGAAAAUCGACAAUAUCAUAAAGAAGAACGUCCACCACAACAUCUUAGUGCAUCAUGGCAUCCCUUCUGGACUGAAUCUGAUUGGCUGUGGGUUCAUAUACCAACAAGACAACGAUCCCAAGCAACUAUUUCAAACUCAAUAACAAAAAAGACUGUGGUGGUCUAAUACAUUUCUUAAGCACUGUACAUGUUGUAUUUUUAGCAGAAGUCGGUAGAUAACUGUUAACAAUGAACUCGUCUGCAUCAUUUCAACAAGAGCAACUGAAGAAAAACUCAAAACUGAAACAAAGAUUUGUACAACUGACAACUUUAUUUUCUUUUUAAAACGUAACAAAGUGCAAUGAAAGGAAUGUUCAUGCUGUCAUUUUGUUGUUUCUUGCACAGCGUACCCCUAUACGUAUUAUGGACGACCAUCUGUGAGGUGGAAACUGUCUCACCUGGUAGAUAACGCCCAAAGCCUCUGAGGAAGAUGACAAAUGACAAGGCUUCAUUCCGGUUGUGUAAAAAAAAUGACUUUUUCUUGCAACUUCUCCUUCACCCUUUCUUUAUAGAUUCAUACUUGAAGAGUCAGGAGAAAGUUGCAAGGAAAUGACAGUUCAGAAGCAGCUAUACGCAUAUUUAGCUGAAGUCGUGGAGCGACAGAGCGAGGCUCCCCGCUGCUGUAAAACCUUCCUGAGCGACGUCUGAACCCUCUCCCUGUUCCCUGUGCCUCUUGUCUGUACGAGUGCCUGUCUAGAUGACAUCCACUGUUUGUUAUCCAGGCUCCUUUUGUGUAGACAACAGUAGCUCCUUCCUGUCCAUCACAGGGCAAAGCAAAGCUUGACCAGGGCCUAGUCAAUAUUUAUGUAAUACAGUCUCCCUCCAGGUACAACUCAUGUAACUCUUGCACCUUUUCUCAGUGGUGAUUUUUUUUUUCUUCAGAGGAGCAGUAGCUUCAAAUAAAUAAUGCCAUGAAUAUGUUGA